AAAAAAAAACUGGGAGGCUUGAUCCGUUUUCACCCCGUUACGCCGAAUCGGAACAGGUCGGGUUUUGCCUCCAAAAUCUAUAAAUUAAAUCCAAUUUCCCUCCACUCAUACACCGUCAUCUGAAAACUCUCCACCCCGCAAUCCUCAGAUUUUCUCCUAUACAACAAACAUCCAUCCUCAACUCUCAACCUCCCCCAAAUUACACCUCUCUUCCCGCCUCAAAAUCAACCACGUUCACACCCCAAUUGCAACCAAUUUCGACCAAAACCGCCCACUAUUCUCUGCAUGCAGUCGGUAAUAAACCUUCCUAGAGCAACUUCUCCUCACCCAUCUCCCCCGUUGUUUCUCUUUUACCUUAUAUCUCUCGCACUUCGCCCUUUUUCUGUGUAUUUUUGUGUUUCCAGCUGCACCCAAUUCUUGCCUUGGCAUGAGAGGGUCCGGCAAGACAAUUCUUUCACCAAAUCGCUUAAUCGGAGCUCGUUUCAUCUGUCCCAACAGCUGAUCUGAUAGAGUGUAACAGAAAAUGGCAACUGAGUUAUCAGAGGGAGAAGAAGAAGGGAAGAUUACAGGGGGGAAUCAAUUCCUGAUUUUAGAUGAUGACCUCAGAGAAAUGGGCAAAAAAGCCGCUUGGAGUGUCAGCUCUUGCAAGCUUGGCAAUGGCGUCUCCUCUCUCCGGGAUGACAAUCUUGAUUCCUUUUGGCAAUCGGAUGGUGCGCAACCUCAUUUGGUGAACAUUCAAUUCCAGAAGAAAGUAAAGCUACAAUUGAUUGUACUCUAUGUGGAUUUCAAGCUUGAUGAGAGCUAUACCCCCAGUAAGAUCUCUAUUCGCACUGGCGAUGGAUUUCACAACUUGAAGGAGAUCAAGGCUGUGGAACUUGUCAAGCCAACUGGCUGGGUUUAUCUAUCCUUAUCUAGAAAUGAUCCUAGGGAAACUUUUGUGAAUACAUUUAUGUUACAAAUUGCUGUGCUAUCAAAUCAUCUUAAUGGCAGGGAUACCCAUGUAAGGCAGAUCAAAGUUUAUGGGCCUCGACCGAAUCCUAUACCCCAUCAGCCUUUUCAAUUUACUUCAAGGGAAUUCAUUACAUACUCUUCUGUUAGAUGAGAAUGUGAUCUGCCAGGAACACAGAAGAGAAACCAUGCCGUGCCUGAAACUGUGUAAAGCAUGCAGCUGAAAGUAGCCAAGCCAUCCAAGAACCAUGCGUUGUGGACUAUCUUUAAUCUAUUACGUUCUGCAAUUAUCAAAGAAACACAGAUUGAGAUGAUUUCCUCAAAAACUUAAUUGCUAUUAUAUUUAUUUGAAGUUAAGGACGGUAAAAUCAGCUUGGAGAAACUGUAGUUUGAGUUGAAUCUUCUUUUCUCAACCUUGCCUGAUUCCUAUCUGAUCUGUGCGCAAUGAGAUUCAUCAACUCUUAAAUCGGAAUAGCUUUGUCUAAUUAAACGUUGGUGUCAAAUCUGAAGGCAAAAUUGGCUUUUCCGUAAGAACAACAGUGAUCGUAUAGGUCACAAUAGUGAAUGUAGGAGCGAGGUAUUGGUUAAUCAAAUCAAAUUAAGAAAUACAUACAUAUUUAUCAAAGAUAAAAUGUCAUUGAUUGGAGAAAAAUACAAGGUCCAAAGCUUGAACCCAAGGACCCUAACCCAUACUUGACCCGGACAAAAGAUCCGGAAAGAAGCAGAAAAUGUAACCCUCUCUCUGGGUUGUACGGCCGCCUGAUGGAAAAAGAAAUUGGUGGAAGUUUCAUCAAUCAUGGCCAGAAAACCUCACUCUCAACACUUACUGAAGCCCAAGGAAGGCGACCGUAGAAGCUUAAGCCGACUGCACCCUCCAAGGACAGAGACCCAUUCUUCAAACUAAACAACCAAUAUACAACCCAAAUCUGGCAUGGAUGGGAAGCCGUUGCCGCUUGAACAGAGGGAAACAGCCUCCAGAUCGACACAGCAGCCACCUCCACGGUCAAGGGAGGCUUCGUACAGCUCACAAAAUGAACGAUGAGGGGGCAACCAGUGAUUCUUGGUGAACCGUCUCGACAUCUGAGACCACCUACACGAACUGCCGCUCACCACCACUCGCCGAUAAGCCAUUUUACCGCCAUAGCUGAAAAACCCUCAACCUGUAAAAACAAAAGAAAAACAAGAUCCAUGCAAGAACUAGAAGAAAACACAAAGCAGAUCAAACAAAUCCCUCCACAUGAAGCACGACUGCCAAACAUCAAAAAAGGAAAUAUUUACACCUCACCGACUGUGGGGAGGGAAAACCCACAGCCGGGCAGGGAGGAGGCCCUCCACGGCCCGGAAGGGACUAGGAGAGCCUCCUACCGAGGCAGAAAAACCGGCAAAGACCCGGAUAAAAGAGGGACAAGAAUCCCAGAG
This is a messenger RNA of Manihot esculenta (cassava), 2367 nucleotides long. RefSeq names its product anaphase-promoting complex subunit 10. The record is from RefSeq and is a predicted model, not a curated record. The transcript has 7 exons. Gene Ontology annotation, biological process: protein K11-linked ubiquitination; anaphase-promoting complex-dependent catabolic process. NCBI's taxonomy places the organism in Eukaryota, Viridiplantae, Streptophyta, Magnoliopsida, Malpighiales, Euphorbiaceae. Gene Ontology annotation, cellular component: anaphase-promoting complex. Bases 524 to 1102 code for a protein of 192 amino acids.